UUUAAUUUUGUCAUUAUAUUUUUAUACAAGUGUUUAAAUAAACGAAAAGUCAAAUUUUUAAUGGACAAUCAAGUUGACGAAAACGAUGAAGAUAUAUUACAAAUAGCGUCGAAAACAUCAUCCAAAGCUAUUAAAUCAGUCGCCAAAACAGGCUACAGAGAAGGUGUGCAAGAUGGUUCAGAGUCGGUUUUUCAAGAGGGUUUCGACAGAGGCUACAAGCAAGCAUUUCCAUCCACUUUCAAACUAGGAGUUUACUAUGGACUCGCAAAUAGUCUAUUGAAAGGUGUAAAACAUCCUACUGAAAUCAAGGAUAUUUUGUGCAGUGCAAAAAAAGGCAUUUGUUACGUGUGUAAGACUGAAAUUGACAAAAUUUCUGAAAAUCCGUUAAUGUCGAUAGAUACUGUGGUAACUUGUCAAAAAGAACAUGAAGACAAAGUUUUGAAAACACUGUUUGAUUACUUUGAUCCACUUUUCAAAAAUCAUAAUAUAUGUUAUGACCUAUCCAGCUUACAAUCAUAG
Molecule: messenger RNA, 519 nt
Organism: Copidosoma floridanum
Lineage: Eukaryota; Metazoa; Arthropoda; Insecta; Hymenoptera; Encyrtidae
Source: RefSeq, a predicted model, not a curated record